AUGGCCGAGACAGACGCCAACGUAAAUGUGGAUUAUUUCUCCGACGAUAUGUCUUCGGAUGACGGACACAACGGAUCCGGUUCCCCCUCAAGCCAGGAGCAGUCGAACUUUGGUAAAACUCGCGGCAGCAGGCGAGACAGGAGACAGUCGCAGUUAGAAGCAAAAUGUUUCUCGGAAGCUGAGUUGCAGGACCUUCGAUUGAAAAUCAACAGUCGAGAACGUAGGAGGAUGCACGACUUGAACUCGGCGCUUGACGGACUCCGAGAAGUCAUGCCGUACGCUAAUGGACCUUCAGUGCGAAAACUCUCAAAGAUUGCCACGUUAUUGCUGGCAAAGAACUAUAUAUUGAUGCUGACGAACUCUUUGGACGAGAUGAAAAAGUUGGUGAGUGAUAUCUAUAAAACUCGUAACCAUCCACCCCCACCACUGCCCCCGCAGACAGCUCUACCCACAGUUUCCAUGCCGUCGAUGAGCCUGCCGCCCUGCCCGCCACCUAUGCCAGUAUCCGUCUCCACGGCCGCGCCGACGUUACCUGUUUUCUCUCACCAGCAAGCUCAUACCCACCCGUCCUCGCCGAUGACGCCGAUGGGACACAGGCCAAUGAUCCCCCAGGCGCAGACGUCAAUUUCAUUCCACGGGACCAUGGAGGCUGCAACAAUGGACAAGGGGACGUGA
Lineus longissimus is the source of this 675-nucleotide messenger RNA. Its product is annotated as oligodendrocyte transcription factor 2-like. NCBI's taxonomy places the organism in Eukaryota, Metazoa, Nemertea, Pilidiophora, Heteronemertea, Lineidae. The record is from RefSeq and is a predicted model, not a curated record. Gene Ontology annotation, molecular function: E-box binding; DNA-binding transcription factor activity, RNA polymerase II-specific; protein dimerization activity. The transcript has 2 exons. Gene Ontology annotation, cellular component: nucleus. Bases 1 to 675 code for a protein of 224 amino acids. Gene Ontology annotation, biological process: sensory organ development; positive regulation of transcription by RNA polymerase II; axon development.